This is a messenger RNA of Pieris napi, 2737 nucleotides long. Its product is annotated as protein VAC14 homolog. Gene Ontology annotation, cellular component: PAS complex; endosome membrane. The transcript has 12 exons. NCBI's taxonomy places the organism in Eukaryota, Metazoa, Arthropoda, Insecta, Lepidoptera, Pieridae. The record is from RefSeq and is a predicted model, not a curated record. Gene Ontology annotation, biological process: phosphatidylinositol biosynthetic process; positive regulation of kinase activity. Bases 144 to 2216 code for a protein of 690 amino acids.
AUAACAAGUAUAAAAUAUUAAUGAUACUCUGAUUACAAAUUUGUUUAAUUUGGAAAGUAUUAAUUGAAAAUUAUUUUAAAAUUGCAUGUAAAUGCUCUGAUUUUAGGAGAAUUAUAUGAGUUUAUUGGUUUACAAGUACAAUCAUGACAGAAAGGGAUUACGCCCCUUUAAGCCCGGCCUGUGUCCGGGGUUUAUGUGACAAAAUAUAUGAAAAAAGGAAAUUUGCUGGCGGCGAGAUAGAAAAGAUGGUGAAAGAUUUUAGUGAUACAAAUAAUACCAAUCAAAUUAAAAGGUUGAUACGUGUACUUGGGCAAGAUUUAAUAUCAUCAACCAACCCUAAUGUAAAAAACGGUGCUCUCAUGGGCCUUUCAUCAGUAGCUGUAGGAUUAGGAAAAGGUUGUGAGUCAUAUGUGGGAGAGUUGACACAUCCAAUUGUGGCAUGUCUUGGUGAAAGUGAAGCUCGUGUUCGUUACUCGGCUGCUGAGGCUUUAUACAAUGUCUUGAAAAUUAUUAGAGCAGCUGCAUUACCAUAUUUUACCCUAAUAUUUGAUUCAUUAGCUCGAUUGGCAGCAGAUCCUGAACCACAAGUGAAGCAAGGAGCUGAACUUUUGGACCGCCUUGUAAAGGAUAUAGUAACAGAGAGCGCCUCAUUUGACCUCGCUGCUUUUGUACCACUAGUGCGCGAGAGAAUGUACACUCGCAGUGCGAGCGCACGUCAGUUUGCGGUUUCGUGGAUAUGCGCUUUAGAUGCUGCACCCGCCCUCGGUCUAAGGAAGUACCUGCCCGAUCUAUUGGAUGGACUGUUUACUAUACUUGACGACCCUAAUCCAGAAAUACGACGCAUGUGCGAAGUACAGUUAAACGAGUUUCUACGCAGCAUUAGGAAAGAGCAUUCGCAAGUAGAUUUUCAAGCCAUGAUCAAUAGUCUAAUUACCCAUGCGCAGUCUUCAGAAGAAUUACUACAGCUGACAGCCAUAACGUGGAUGCGUGAGUUUGUAGAGCUGUCGGGAGCCCGAAUGCUGCCCUUUGCUUCUGGCAUCCUCACUGCCGUACUACCCCCACUCUCCUACGCAGACGACCCCAGAAAAAAAAUUCGUGAAAUAGCCGCAACAGUAAAUUUGCAAAUGCAGAGGCUCGUUGAGUCUGAGUCUGAGGCGACAAAAACAGACGUGAAGGAAGAGGAUGUAGAGGGAAAAUUGAAUUUGGUGAGCGUGGUGGACGUUCUGACUCAGAUGCUCCUUCACAACUCAGUGCACACUAAGAUCGCGGCGCUUGACUGGAUUCUUCACCUCUACGACAAAAUGCCAGCCGAGAUGAGCCGCGAAACAGAACGCGUGUUCAACCCGGCCUUGGGUGCUCUAACGGACAGCUCACAUGAGGUGGUAAGGCGCGCCAUUGCCCUAUUGGCCGAGACCUGCACUUGCGACCCCACGGCGCCCCCAGUUACUGACGCAUCCCAAACGCCCGCAAGCAAUCUUGAAUCGAGCCCUUACUACCACAAGUUCCUGAAGGCGCUUCUGCGGUUGCUAUCCACCGACGAAAGCCUGCUGGAGGAGAGAGGAUCAUUCAUAAUCCGACAACUCUGCGUGGUACUGCCAGCAGAGGCAGUACUAGCGGCGUUGGCGGGUGCACUAGCGGCGGAACGCGAGUUGCGUUUUGCUGCGCGUCUGGUGGACGUCUUGUCCGCCAUUCUGCUCACGGCGCCAGAGUUGCACGCCACCCGACGCCGCCUGCGCUCUUUCGCUGACACUAGCACACACGCGCUCUUCCAGUCCCUGUAUCGAUGUUGGGCGCACUCGGGUGUUGCCUUAGUGGCGCUGUGUUUGCUCACACACAACUACCGACAUUGCACACAGCUCAUCGCCACCUUUGGAGACCUGGAGAUAACCGUGGAGUUCCUCACUGAGAUCGACAAACUCGUGCAGCUUAUUGAAUCUCCCAUAUUUGCAUAUUUACGGCUGGAGCUGCUGAGCGGUGAGCAAAGUACAGAGCUUCGGGGAGCGUUGUACGGGCUGCUAAUGAUACUUCCCCAAACUACCGCCUUCCACGCGUUGCGGCAUCGUCUUCAGGCGGCGCCACCUCCGCUACCAGCUUUACUACCGUCAUCCACGCAACACGCUGUACCCGUGAUUGACUUCGAAGAGUUGCUAGCUCACUUUCAACGUGUACAGGCCGCACACCGCGCCUAUCGCUUAGCCGAUCGCCGCUAUCUUUAGACUAAGAGGACUACCAUCAUAUUGGAUAUGUCAUACCAAAGGUACAAGGCUGUUUGUGAUCUCCACAGAAUAUAACACGUGGUUUUACGUGAGGCAUAGAGCGCAGAAUGAAAUGAAAGUGCCUUCAAAUUUAUAUGAAAACUUAUGUUGUCUAUGCAUACAAGUUAAUACAAUAAACGUAAGUAAUGAAAUUCGUAGAUUACUGAAAAGGAAUAGGAUUUGAUACUAGCUAAAUAUUUCCCAUUAUCAUUUUAUUAUAUAUCCCAUUUACCAAUGGCUAAGCUUACUUAUGUGUUUACGUAAAACGAUAUUUUAAUUUGCCUUUCAUUAUUCUACAGCACAAUCUAAAGUUAUCCAAAUUUUUGUCUUCUAUGAUUGUCAUGUCAGCUAUUACUUUUAUAUCAGAAUGGGAUUUUAAUUAUUAAUACUUUAGUCCACUUUUUUGCAAUGAGUUCAGAAAUUGAAAAGUGAAAUAUGAAAUUCGAAAAGAAUAUUUUUCUUACUGUUCAUCUGUGAUAAAA